Messenger RNA from Cyclocybe aegerita, 1710 nucleotides. The record is from the annotation of a GenBank genome assembly. NCBI's taxonomy places the organism in Eukaryota, Fungi, Basidiomycota, Agaricomycetes, Agaricales, Hemipholiotaceae.
AUGCUCAAAAGCGACGCACUGGUCAUUCCCAUCAAACGUCACCGGUUCACCCACAACCUUGACUGUGGACAGCCCAUAGCGAUUCUUGAGGCAGGAGACAUCCUGAACUCGUAUUAUCCAUCCAGAGUUAUAGAGCAGACGAUAGAAACCACUAUGGCGACAAAUCCAACCAUCUCUCUCGACUCAGCCGUCGAUCUUCUAACAUCGGCGCUGCAAGAUCCCGCCAAAACCAAUGUCUGCGCCGUGGGGCUGGGACUUGCUGCGGACCGCAUUAACAUAGCGCUCGAGGGAUGUACGACCAUCGCUGCCAGGAUCAAGAUCGUGAAAGCUUACCCCCAGCUACUCAGAGCUGGUGUCAAGUUCCUCACAUUCAAUCAGCCACGUCCAGACCACGUCGCAAUGCUCAAUCGUUUGACUACUUGUCGGUGCAAUUUGGGGCGGACAGCGAUGCUGCGCCGUCAUCAGCCCAGCAGGUCCCGACCCGACGGACAAGUUGAGGCCGACAACCUCACGCACUUGUUUGAUGCAGUGACCACCGUGAGCAAUUGUCUUAUCCUCGCCCUUUCCGAUCGAACACAGCACAAGUUUCACACCGCAAGCACGACCGCUGGCAAGCAACCUUGGCCGCAAGGCCCAGAGGACUUGCUUCCACAAGGACCAAAGGACUCUAUACUCGGGCUAGAGCUUUGGGUUGCAGUGCCGCCCCUCGGGUACACAAUAUUCAAACUGGCCGGCCAUAUGGCUACGUUUCAUGUCCCAUUCGCACAGGAGGUUAUUCAAUCACCGGACGUCGCCUUCGCUAUCAUCUGGCCUUUCCAACACCUACAGGAGGCCAUCAAGUUUUUCGAAGAGGGUGACCCUUCAACAAUGCUGCAGACUCACUUUUUCAAACAACCAGUCAUGACGAUCUUCGAAUUUUUCACCGCUAUGGUCAACUGCAAGCCUCAGUUCAACUGGAUGAUUACCUCACGAGGUGGCUGGUGCGCACCUAUUCUUGCACGCCUCACUGCGAUCUUGGCCCCGCUUCCUAUGGAAUGGAGCAAAACCCCCCAUAAGAUCCAGCAUCUGACUGGGUACGCCAAUGCUAAGAUUGAUCCUGUAACAGGACUUGCGACUGUUUGCAUCUCCCGCGAGAGUUUGACGGAACUUCAACACUUUGACCUGCUCGAGUUCGCAUUUGAACAGAUGGUUGAAGCUAGGAAGAUGGGCUGCUACAACAUCAGUUGCCCUUCAGCGUCUGAAACCAUCCAUUCGCGACUGUGUAGCAAGUGCAAUCUUCUCAGGUACUGUGGAGAGCGGUGCCAAAAAGAUGCGUGGAAGUGUGCUACGCUCCCUCACAAGCCACUGUGUGCGAAGGUCCACUCUUUGAAAGAAUCACUCGGGGCCGAUAACUGGGAAUUGCUCUGGACGCCCGACUGCAACUAUAGGCAAUUCCAAAUCAUGUGCACGAGCAAGAAGGUGAACGAGGAAGCCGUGAAAGUAAUUGGACGCAUCCUAAUUACCCUCAGGACCCGUAAAUUUGCGUUCCAGAGUGACCAAGAGAGAGACGGAGAGUCCCAGAUUGAUAGGCUGAGGAGAGCAGAGCGGUGGCAAGUGUUCCGUCGAAACCGGGAAGAAUUCAUAGGGAGUCUCGGCGAGCGCGCCCGCUCGGUGAAGGUGCUCAGUCGAGAGGAAGGUCUGUCGUUGGUAGCUGACAACACGUCGUUAUGA